Carassius carassius (crucian carp) is the source of this 1167-nucleotide messenger RNA. It is a transcript of the gene slx9, whose product is annotated as SLX9 ribosome biogenesis factor. Gene Ontology annotation, biological process: maturation of SSU-rRNA from tricistronic rRNA transcript (SSU-rRNA, 5.8S rRNA, LSU-rRNA). Lineage: Eukaryota; Metazoa; Chordata; Actinopteri; Cypriniformes; Cyprinidae. The coding region runs from base 134 to 868 and encodes 244 amino acids. The record is from RefSeq and is a predicted model, not a curated record. Gene Ontology annotation, cellular component: preribosome, small subunit precursor; nucleolus; 90S preribosome. The transcript has 6 exons.
UACUCGGACGGUAUUAACUGUAACACCAAACAAAUCGUCAACUUUAACACGUGCGGGACUUUUUCUUAACGUUCGCGCUGUGUAUAAACGUAAGGAUCUUAGCUAAAUAAAACACGUAUACCUAAGGCAGAAAAUGGUGGGGAAAAUUAAACGGGUCCGGCAGAAGCUCCAUCACGGCGCCGUGAAGCUGGAAAAUGAGCACCAAAACAGACCCACGCAGGAGAAGAUACUGAUCAAACCCGUUCAACUCACACAAACAGAUUCACAAGAGACCAAACUCAGCACAUCUGACAGCAGCAUCAACAAUAAUUCAAAGGCUUUCAGUUUUCCCUCUGGAGUUUUUGCUGGAACUAAGAUCUCUAAAGAGUCUUUAGUUCAGACGCUGAAAGUUGAUGAAGCAUCACAUGUGACCAACAGCAAACCGUCUGCAGGAGAACACAAAGGCACAGGAGAAAAGAAACAGCAGUCGAAGAAAGAAAAGAUGAAGGAGCGCAGGGAAAGAUGGCUUAACAAGAUCAGUGCGAUCAAGCUUGCGCGUGAGCAGCAGGUGGCGCAGGCGCGGAGGAAGGCCACACCCGUGGUGGGCGACAUGAGGCCGCUGGCAGACGCCCUUCCUGAACUAUCCCUGCUCCUCCCGUCUCUCAAAACCCCUGCCGGCGCACAGCGGAGAAACAAAGCUUUGGUUAAGAAGAAACCAGAACCCACAAACUUCAGCUUGAUGAAACCAGCCCAGAAACGAAAACUACUCGAAACUGAAGCAUCUCACUUCAGCGAAGCCAUGAAAAAUCCUGCCUUCAAGACCAACCUUUUAGCUUCGCUUGGUGAUCACCUGCGAAAACGUCUCAAACAGGAAGAGGAACAGAGUUAACCGCGACUCUGCUGCGCCGCCCUGUUGGUAGAGUCCAACAAAUACAGUAAAACAGGUUUUGGACUUCCAUAACAGAAUAUGAAAAUGAAGAGGAUUCCAGAGAUUUGCGUAACUUGCUUUAUCUGACAUGCAUAAACACUAUGGAGGAAACGGUUUAUCGCGGUUUCUCAAGUGUAAUACCGUAAAUUAAUUUCAUGAGUUUGCUUUAAUAAUCAUGUUGCCAGAUAUUUAAUGAGUGUUUCCACGCUGUCUGUUCCACAUGGUCUUGGCAAGAUAAAAAUAAAUCCAUUGGAAAAUGA